CGUUGACUAUGGCGUGGAGGAUUGAGUCUGGUUUAGGACAUCAGGGAAUGUCCGACGUCGGCAGAGACACGGGGUGGGGCUGGCUGCGGGCCGUCUAAUACUGUGACGUUCCACAAGGCCAGGAUGGUCCGUCACAAACAUUCACGGUCUACGGACGACGACAUGGCCCUACCCAUUAGCCAUUCAGAUUUGAGACUGCCAUCGAGACCGUAUCUCACCAAGCGAAGCGCUCGGGUGCUCCUCAUUCUUGUCUUGGCCUCAUGCGUGCUUGUUGUCUUCCGUCUUGGUCAUUCAACACGCCGUAAUGCAUCUCAGUAUUGGGGGGGAACGGAGGAAAAUGGCACGGAGAACAGGUUGCCUCCACUUUACGAAUCUUAUCAUGACUACGAGCGACACCUUCCGCAACACAACCUGUCGCUGCCGUACCCAGAGGGGAGGGACGCUAAAUUUUUCUGGGCAGCCAACCAUGUUCACGCGUCUGGGUGGGGCAAUGCCAUGCAAGAGCUACUCGUCAACGCUCUCCUAUCCCACGCCGUGAACCGAGCUUUCGUCUUCGACAACUAUACAUGGGACCCGGAUGGUCCAGAUUAUUCGGUGUUCAAUGGAAAGCUGAUUCCUUCACGGAUACCGCAUUCUGCCAUCAUUAGCGGUCCUAUUAUCGGUUCGUCCUGGCCACCUGGUGACCCGACGCCUCGUUCGGUUUCCCGAGAGUACUUUGAACGCGUGUGCCCGCAUCCUCUCGUCAUCGACAGCUACGAAAUCAAUAAAAAUUUGCGUCUGGACACCAGCGUGUCGGCAUCUGUCAUCUUUGACACAUGGGUGGACAAACUUAACUCUAUUCGCGAUCCUUGUGUCGAGAUCAAGCGUGGUUCCUUCCAGAUUUUCGAAAUAUGGCAGUUUGGAUCACCUCGAAUCUUGCCAUUGUGGCCCAGGUUAUCCAAGUCACCGAUCCUCCGUAACUUUUCAUGGUCACCUCUCGUCCUUCAGGCAUACGCCCAAAACGCACAUCUCUUUGACUCGCCGUCCCGAUCCCUUAGUUUUCUCCCUUCCUACCUCCGUCCUUCUAACGCUGUCUCAAUUUCCCCGUCCGAACUACACAAUGUCGAACCCCUCCUAACACCCGACCAAACGAACCCAGUACCUGGCCUUCUCGCCCUCCAUGUCCGCAGGGGUGACUUUGCCGACCACUGUGCCCAUCUUGCUAAAUGGGCGGCAGACUGGAAUGGCUUCAACAAGUUUGCAGCCCUACCUGACAAGUUUAGACCACCCCCUGAUGGCGGGCAAGGGUAUGCGACAGACGAGAAUUUGCAGCUGUAUAUGAAGCGAUGUUUUCCUUCGAUCGAGCAGAUUACGGAUAAAGUCCGCAAGGUCCUCGAGGAGCAGUAUAAUUUAUAUGGGAACUCAAGGGAGUUGAAGAAGGUGUAUGUCAUGACUAACGGAGACAGGGAAUGGUUGGAAGAACUCAGGGUAGCGCUCAUGAAGGUGAAGCGGUGGGAUGCUGUGGUGACGAGCAGGGACCUAUCUUUGAGUUGGGAAGCUAAGCCGGUGGCGCAGGCUGUGGAUAUGUUGAUCGGACAGCGGGCGCAAGUGUUCAUCGGCAAUGGCUAUUCGAGCUUGACAUCUAACAUUGUGAUGUUCAGGAUGUUAAGGGAACUUCCUCCGGAAGAUACGAGGCUUUGGUAGAUCACCUCGCCGCGACGAGUAAGCCGUCACAUACUUGAAUAGUGCCUCCGAAACAACUACUCAUGCUCUUGAACGUUUCCCCUUGCCGCAAUUACAUACCCCCGUCCCUCACAAUAUCCCAAUAUUAGUAGCGCAUGCCGGGGCAGCACACGACCCACGUCUCGCUUGUUCGUUGUACGCUCGCUCAUAGUAUUAUAUAGAGUAUUACUGUCGAACU
Messenger RNA from Pisolithus orientalis, 1900 nucleotides. RefSeq lists its product as uncharacterized. NCBI's taxonomy places the organism in Eukaryota, Fungi, Basidiomycota, Agaricomycetes, Boletales, Pisolithaceae. The transcript is spliced from 6 exons. The coding region runs from base 124 to 1683 and encodes 519 amino acids. The record is from RefSeq and is a predicted model, not a curated record.